Messenger RNA from Glycine soja, 618 nucleotides. RefSeq lists its product as uncharacterized. The record is from RefSeq and is a predicted model, not a curated record. The transcript has a single exon. Bases 1 to 618 code for a protein of 205 amino acids. NCBI's taxonomy places the organism in Eukaryota, Viridiplantae, Streptophyta, Magnoliopsida, Fabales, Fabaceae.
AUGCCACUCUACUCCAAGUUUCUCAAAGAUUUGCUGACCAAGAAGGGAAAAUAUAUCCACAGUGAUAAUAUUGUGGUGGAAGGAAAUUGUAGUGUUGUUAUCCAGAGGAUCCUUCCACCAAAGUAUAAGGAUCCAGGGAGUGUUACUAUCCCUUGCUCAAUUGGUGUUGUGUCAGUUGGAAAAGCCCUUAUUGACUUAGGGGCUAGCAUUAAUCUGAUGCCCCUAUCCAUGUGUAGAAGGAUUGGAGAGCUAGAAAUCUUACCAACAAGAAUGACAUUGCAGCUGGCAGAUCACUCAAUCACAAGUCCAUAUGGUGUAGUGGAGGAUGUGUUGGUCAAAGUGUGUCAAUUCACUUUCCCUGCAAAUUUUGUGAUAAUGGACAUUGAAAAGGACGUUGAAAUUCCACUGAUUUUAGGCCGUCCAUUCAUGUUAAUAGCCAAUUGUGUGGUUGAUAUGGGGAAAAGUAAUCUAGAGAUGAGUGUGGAUGACCAGAAGGUUACCUUCAAAUUGUUUGAUACAAUGAAACAAUUAAUUAACCGAAAUGUCUGUUCCAAGAUAGAGAGGAUUGAGAACGAGACAACUCAGAUUGCCAAAGAAAAGGUUUUGCAAGACUCUUAG